AUUGUGAAAGGGUACCACCACCAGCUCACAAUGCCACCUCCACUUCCAUUCACCCUAUGACUACUAGAGCAAAAUCAGGGAAGCAUAUUGGACAUGUCCAAACUACUUUUCCUAAGUUUGCUCAUUCUAUGACUACUAAUAAUUAUUCAUUACAUGGUGCAGAAUUGGACAUUUAAGAACCCAAAUCAGUUAAAAAGGCACUACAACUUCCUCACUGGACUAAUGCUAUGAAAGAAGAGCUAGAUGCACUUCACAAGAAUAACACAUGGACAUUAGUGCCUAGGCCCUCAUCACAGACAAAUAUUGUAGGCUCCAAAUGGGUCUUCAAAACAAAGCUUCUCCCCAAUGGAACAGUAGACAGGCUUAAAGCAAGACUAGUAGCACAGGGAUACUCUCAAAUCCCAGGAGUGGAUUUUGAAGAGACUUUUAGCCCUGUUCUCAAGCCCACCACCCUUCGUUUGGUUGUUGCUCUUGCCACAACAAUGUCAUGGCUGUUACGACAAUUAGAUGUGAAAAAUGCAUUUUUACAUGGGAAGCUCAAAGAGGAAGUCUACAUGACCCAACCACCAGUCCUUAGUGCAAGCUCACAGUUUUUGCUGCAACAGAUAAUUGAUCAUCUUGGCAAUCAAUUUGAUUUAAAGGAUCUUAGCCCAGUUAACUACUUUUUGGGGAUUGAGGUCACUGAAUUUUCAGGGGGCAUAUUUUUAUCACAAGCUAAAUAUGCCAAAGAUAUUCUGACUCGAGCCCACAUGUUUGCAGCAGCAUCCAUCGCCACCCCAUUGGCAACAAAGGACACUUCUACUUUAAAGGAUGACGACCUGGUUGAUGCAAAUGAGUACAGAAAGCUUGUUGGUGCAUUACAAUAUUUGACAAUUAUCAGAACUGAUAUUUGUCAUGCUAUGAAUAGAGUUUGUCAGUUCAUGCAACAACCUACAUUUGCUCAUAUGCGACAAGUUAAACAUAUUUUGAGAUACAUAAAAGGAACCAUACACCAUGGACUACGCUUCUCCUCUCACAGCACUCUCUCACUCACAGGGUUUUGUGAUGCCGAUUGGGCCGAUUGCCCAAUUACAAGACGAAGCACCACUGGUUACUGUGUUUUCCUUGGAGCAAAUUGCAUCUCAUGGUCUUCUAAGAAGCAACCUACCAUUGCUCGUUCUAUUGCUGAAGCAAAAUAUUGAGCCUUGGCUACUACUACAGCUGAAAUUCUUUGGGUUACCUAUCUUCUACGUGAUAUUAGGGUUUCACUUCCUUCUCCUCCUCAAAUUUUUCAGAUAAUCUUAGUGCUUUACAUAUGUCUAUCAAUCCUGUGUUUCAUGCUC
Molecule: messenger RNA, 1322 nt
Organism: Rubroshorea leprosula
Lineage: Eukaryota; Viridiplantae; Streptophyta; Magnoliopsida; Malvales; Dipterocarpaceae
Source: the annotation of a GenBank genome assembly